AUGGUUUUAUGCAAGCGUGUUUACGUUGGGAAUCUCUAUAAUGAUAUAGAAAGAUGUACCCAACAGCUGUAUGGGCGAUUUGGGCAAUUUGGGAAGUGUCUGAGCUCGCAGUUUGAGUGCCAUUCGCAUUUUGCAUAUAUCAUGAUGGAAUUUGAUAGUGAACACCAACUUAAUAGAUUGAAAGCAAGCUUUAAUAACCUUAGUUAUAUGGGAAAUAAGCUUAAGAUAGAUGUUGCCAAACCUGAUUGGAAGGAACGCUGGAUGAUUGAAAAUCAGAACAAGAGUUUAGAGGAGGCAAAGAAACGACAGAUGCUAUCGCAACAAUGGGAGCAUUACAAGAAAUUGCAUAAUAUUAAGAAAUCAUGGAUAGAUCGUAAGGAAGUAAUAACUGGUAGAGUUAGGAAGACACCAAGGAGCAAACAUAAUUUAAAGAGUAUGACCUUCAGAAUCACCAUGGAUGGAAAGUUAAAGGUGUUAAAGUGUUACAAGACCAAACUAUGGGGAUACGAAAGAAAUAAGUCUUUAAGAGAUUUGGUGUACAGUUUUACCGACAAAUAUUGGCGUGAUGGAUGUAAUCAUAUUGUGGAUAGAUUGGACUACUCCAGGACAAAGAAUUCAUUGCGUUUUGAGAGUACAAACGGUGAUUCUAUCACCGUAGAUUUAAACCAUAGUACAGGUACCGUAGAAGGUCCUGAAAGCUCUGAAGAAUUCAAAGUAGAAAGAGAAAUAACGCAUGGAAUUUUAAAUGGAAUGUUAGAGAAUUUUGAUUUUGCCAAGCCUGUCGAAUUGGAAGUUGAAAACGAACCUGCUGAUGCUGAUUACGAGCUUAACGCGAUGUAUAAGAGCGAAUUGGUAAGUACUGAAGCUAAACACCCUGAUCAGGAGGUGCCACCACUAGGACUAAUAGAAAGAAGCGAAGACGCAAAUGGUUAUGAAAGUGUAUCUAGGGCUCAUAAUGAAUCCAAACAACUUAAUACAAAUAUUGACAAAGAGUUAAAUAAAAAUCCUGCUAUUAGUAAUACGGAAGUUCUCAGGAACGUAUUCAAUCCACUGAAUGUAGAAAAUGCUCAGUUCAAAUUGAUAGAAGAGUCUGACGAAGACAUUGAUCACGAGAAAGACAUUUCUGAACCAACUGGGAUAGAUGUUAUAGAGGUUAAUAAGGCUGUUGCCAUCCCAGAGAAUCCAAUUAACAAAGGAAACCCUAAAGGCUUAUUCUUUCCUCACUGGCAAUCUCCGUUCUUGUUAGCGCAGACACAACUCCAUAAAGUCAAAAAGUCCAACCCAAAUGAUCAACAACAGCUUACAUCAUGGGAAGAAGAAUUUUGGAGAAAUAGAGCAGCCUGGACUCGUGAAAUGAAGCUAGCAAGAAGAGAUGUUCUACGUCAGCUCAAAAAAAGGAACUCUAGAUCGCCAGGAAGUAAUAUUCUAGUAUAA
This is a messenger RNA of Eremothecium cymbalariae DBVPG#7215, 1434 nucleotides long. RefSeq names its product Nop8p (gene NOP8). The transcript has a single exon. The record is from RefSeq and is a predicted model, not a curated record. Gene Ontology annotation, molecular function: RNA binding. NCBI's taxonomy places the organism in Eukaryota, Fungi, Ascomycota, Saccharomycetes, Saccharomycetales, Saccharomycetaceae. Bases 1 to 1434 code for a protein of 477 amino acids.